AUGUUUAACAUUGCCCCCUACAUUGCCAAAUACGUGCGAUCAUACCAUGCCUUGAAUGACCGGCUACAAGUGCCUUACAGCCAUACGCAGUUUGGUGUCGUGCUUAUGGUGGAUGUGGUGGGGUUCAGUAGGCUAACCACCCUCGCUACCGAAAAAGGCGUAUCAGGUGCUGAAGCAAUCGCACUCGAGAUUGGUGCCUAUAUGGGCGAGUGCAUUCAAAUCAUUGAGUCAUAUGGUGGCGACGUUGUCAAGUUUCUUGGGGAUGCGGUGCUUGUUAGCUUUCAAGCUUCACUUGUGGAUGGUGUGGAUCAAACGGAAGGGAACAAGGAGAUGUCGAGACAACAAAAAAGCAUUCUUGUACGACGAGCCAUCGAAUGUGGACAACAACUUCUUACACGAUUAUCUCACUAUCGAGUCUAUUUGACUGCCGAAGAACGCACCAAACAUCGCACAGCAUCUGGUCAACUUGAACGACGUGAGAAGAUGCGUGGUCAACGAUUUUUUCUCUUUGAGGGUCAAAGCAUUGAAUCCAACAGCAGCAGUAGCGACACAAGCAACAUGGUUGAUGAUGGUAUCAGUUUAUCGAUGGAUGACGUUGAAAGUGGUGGUUGGAGCUGUUUGCCAUCAUUUAUGCGCCGUCGUCGAAGCAAGAGUAGCGCUCGAAUUCACACCAAUCAUCGAUCCAGCUUAUCCAGUGACGAUGUGAGCAGCAAAAAUGCUAUUGAUUUGGAACUUCACAUUGCUAUUUCAUGCGGUGAUAUAUGUAAUGUGAUCCUUGGCGAAUUGGAACCUCCGAUAGCAAAUGGAAAUGGCGAACCACAUAGUCCUCAGCGACCAGCAAUCGGUGUACCUGAUGAAGUUAUGUAUUCGGGUCGAUUGGAAUAUGCAAUUUGUGGACCAGCAGUCGAAUGGCUUGAAGAUGCAUUAGCAACAGCAAAAGGUGGAGAGAUGAGCAUUACACCUGAAGUAUAUCGAUUGAUUCAACAUAAUCAACCAUUCUAUCUUUCGUAUGAAAAGCGGAAGCAUUUCUAUAUGGUGAGAGCAAAAGAUCAGUGGAGCAAAUAUCACCAUUACAUGAAUGGGACCGGCAGCAUGCUCAGUUUACCCAAACCGCCCCCUGCAGCUCAAUUGGAUCAUGAGGAAGGAACUCCUUUGGACAAGGCUGAUUAUUACAAAUACGUCAAUCGAAGUGCACUUUAUCGCCUACGACAUUGUACAGAUGGCAACUUCCCUGCACAAUUCCGUGAUGUGACAGUCAUGUUUAUCAGCCUUGGAAAACUCAAUGUCGCCACGUCUCGAGGAUUGAUGACUGCUCAAAAAGCUCUUGUUGCCGCUAUUCGACUACUUAUCAAGUACGAAGGGAUGCUACAACAAUUUGCUGUCGAUGACAAAGGCCCUACUUUGCUAGCCGUAUUUGGUCUCCCCCCUCUUUCUCAUGAACGUGAAGCAGUGUUUGCAGCCAAAGCAGCCAUUGAAUUACGAGACAUCUAUCGUAAUUUGGAUCUUCCCGAUUUCUCAAUUGCAUUAUCCAGCGGCAUGAUUUUUAAUGCUGUGUUACCACAAGGAAACCCUUAUCGACGUGAUCCAAGUAUAUCAGGUGAUACCAUCAUCCUUGCCGUUCGCAUGCUCAAGUUCCCUUUUGCAAAGAGAAGCGUUGUUUGUGAUGCAGCUAGCAAACAACAGAUUCGUGGAUCAUGCGAGUUUGAAGAUAUGGGUGAAAACGUCGUUAAAGGGAAAUUGAAGCCUAUCCAGAUACAUCGGAUCCAGAAAUUCGGAGCAAAUACCAACAAGCCGAAGCGUAUCUCUCAACAGCAAACUACCGACUUUAUUGGAUACAAGAUGGAAAUGGAGCGCGCGACCCAAUUGAUCGAUGAUUGGCACAAUGAUGCACAAAAUCGACAUGUGCUCAUUAUCUCAGGUCCAUCCGGUGUAGGAAAGAGCUUCUUUUGUCAAGCUUUGGGAAGAAUGAUCACCUCACUUGGUGUGAUGAAUUGCUGGGCAAGUUCUACCGAAGUGGAGAAGAGCUCAAAGUACUUUUUGAUAAAGAACUUGAUUGCUACGCUCUUUGAGAUCAUCGACUCCAACAAGAUACCCGAUUCAAUCAAGCGGCGGAUGUCUUUUGCACAAGCGAGCUUCACGAGUCAAGCGUUCUCUGGACCUUUCACACCAACAGGGGAUAGGACGUCUACCUCAUCGCUCAUUUCCAUGGAAUCAUUACGUCGAUUGCAUUCAUCAUCUUCAGUGCCACGUAACUUCUCUGCUGUAUCACAUCAUGCCGAAAGCAACAAUGAGCUGGCCGAGUUGAUUCGCAAGUGUUUACGUAAAUGCGGCGAAACAGAGAAUCUGCUCCCUUUAUUCAAAGCUGUCUUUGCUUCACUCACCGAUCUGGAAGAAAACAAAUACACAGCUCGAUUGGAUGGACGUGCUCGCGAUAUCUUGCUUUCAGGUGCAAUCACAAAGAUGGUGCGAUAUGUAUCAGAGCAUGUGGAAUUGGUUUUCAUUUGUGAUGAUGUACAAUGGGCCGAUUCAGCAUCAGUGCGCGUACUUCAUCAGAUUCAUGAGCAAUGUCCACGUGUGAUGCUUAUCAUGGCGACAAGAACGAUGCGUGAUUACAACCUCACAUUCAUCAAUGACUUUUGCAAAUCAGGGACCCACGACGAGAUUGCAUUGAAUGGAUUGGGAGCAGAUGAGAUUGGUGAAAUCAUUGUCCAAGCGUUCAAGAGUGGAGUUGUCAAAAGCGUGAGCCCUGAGAUCAUUCGAGUCUUCCAAAAGCGAACGGGUGGAAAUCCGUUAUAUGUAAAGAACAUGGCAAUCGUUUUGAAGGACUUCAACAACCAUGUCACAGUGAUGGAUGGUCAACUUAUUACGAGCAGCAAUGAAUUUGAUCUCUCCGACAGCCUUGGGAACUUUGAUUACAAGCGUAUUAUCAGGAUGCAAUUCGAUAGAUUGGAUGCCAGCUUUCAGGAGGUUCUCACGGCGGCAAGUUGUUUGGAUCAAUGCUUUAUUCUUCACGAGGUGGCAGCAAUCAUCGACCCGGAGAAUGCCGUUUUCAAAGACAAGAGUCUUAGUGAGAUCAUCGACUUGAUAAAGGUGCACGACAAGUAUCAGUUUUUGCAGCAGGUCGACAAUCCCAGUGUAUCAGAAAGCAGCGGUGGUGCUGCCAUUUUCAGCUUUGCUCAUAUCACAAUCCCUGAAAGCAUUUAUGCAAUGGUCCCAUAUGAGACACGUAUCAUGCUACAUGAGUUGCUUGCCAGGCAUUAUGAAGCCCAAUUUAAUCGCGAAUACGCUGCCGAUCUUUUACCCAAAAUUGCUCGCCAUUAUAUGAAGACGACUUUGAUACCCAAACAACUUCACUUUUUGGACAAAUUGGCUGAUUACAACAUCCGAUCCUACUUUUUACCCGAAGCGACAGACAACUUGAAGAACAUUGUACGCAUCUUGGAUGAGAAUGAAGAGGCCGCUAUGCUCUAUGGAAGAGUACGACGCAGUGAUAUCUACCGAAGACUUGGCAUGUGCUACACAAUGAGGACAAAGCUCAGCGAAGGUGAACGUUAUCUGCAUUUGGCUUUGGAUACUUUGGGUCAUCCAUGGCCAACAACCAACCUCGAAUUCUUUCGCAAAUUUUGGUCAAAUCGGGCAUCACAAUAUCAACAUCGUCGUUGGGGCACUUGGAGUAGAUACAAGAAUAGCAGGAAGAAGGGCGUGUGGACACGAAUCGUUGAAAUCAUGGUGCAGCUAUCCAACAUUUACUUUUACACUGGCAAAGGCAAGCAUUUCGUGUAUACUUGUUUGAUUGGCCUCAACGCAUGCGAGCGACUCAGUGACGAUGGAGCCAACUAUACCCUGUUUUUGGCAAGGAAUGCUUUGCUAUGUUGGAUCAACGACCAAAAGCAACAUAGUAUCUUUUACAUCACCAAGGCUUUACGGCAUAUGGAGGAGAAGAAUGAUCCAGGCACCCUUACUAUUUGCGCAAUGCUAUGUUUCGCUGCUGGGAAAUUCAAGAAUGCACGUGAUCACUUGUAUCAAUCCAUUGAAGCUGUCAAGAUACUUGGCACGAUUACGGAUUGCCAAUCGUUUUAUCGCUCUGUUGGCCUGGUAUUGACAAUGCGGAUAUUCGAAGGCAAGCUCAAUAGCUCCCCACAAGAGCUAGCAUUGCUGAAGCAAAUGGCAGAGUUAGCCCAUGCCAACGGCGACUAUGAAGCGGAGGUGUGGAUUGGAGUGUACAAUGUUGGUAACGCUAUCAUCAUGGAUCGCCUACGUGAUUGUGAGCCGUUCGUGACAUUGCUGGAAGCACAUAUCAAGGAAGCCGCUGACUACAAUCAAAUCGCAAUAUAUGGUACGCUUGUUUGUUAUUAUGCUCGGAUGCAUAAUUACGAAUCUGCAAGGCGACAUCUUCGUUUUCUUGUGCACUCGCUACCAUCAUUGACAGUGACACCCAACACAUUUCCAAUCUUUGGUUUGAUUUUCGCAACGAUGGGCCUGUAUCGAAUGAUUGAAGAUGACGACGUGGAGCUUUUGACAUCUACCGACAGCAAGAGCUAUGAUCGAUUCAACUUUGUGGUCGCUCGAAUCAACCAUGCUUUUCAGCAAGUCAAGUUUUGGGAGUUUACACAACCAUGUUUGUAUCUGGCACGAGCAUUGCCAUAUAUCAGUACAGGUCGUACGGUAGAGGGAUACCUGGUGUUGCAGCAUGGUGCCUGUGAAAUGCAUUUCAUCCAAGAGAUCACGUUCCUUAAAGCAUACUACUGGGCCAACUUGGGCAAAUACGCAUUUACACCUGCUGAUCGAAUAGCAUGGACAGAGCGAGCGCGCACGGACUUUGACCAAUUGGAGAUACCAAGUCAUACCUAUUGUAACCCUGAUCCUGUAAAUUGUUAUGCCCGAGGGGAACAAGCUGAUUUGCGAACAUGA
Lichtheimia ornata is the source of this 4911-nucleotide messenger RNA. RefSeq lists its product as uncharacterized. NCBI's taxonomy places the organism in Eukaryota, Fungi, Mucoromycota, Mucoromycetes, Mucorales, Lichtheimiaceae. Gene Ontology annotation, molecular function: adenylate cyclase activity; protein binding. The record is from RefSeq and is a predicted model, not a curated record. Gene Ontology annotation, cellular component: cytoplasm. The transcript has 14 exons. Bases 1 to 4911 code for a protein of 1636 amino acids. Gene Ontology annotation, biological process: cyclic nucleotide biosynthetic process; intracellular signal transduction.